AGGGGCCAUGCCUCAUCCAUAAUCUCGUGGGAGGAGGUGAGGAAAAUUGCCCUUAAGGAGCCACAAAACUUUAAAAAGCACUUCAAGUUUUCCAAAUAUAAACAUGCCAUGGAGGUUUAACUGAAAAUAGCACAAAGCGGAAAACGGAGACGUCUUGGAAAAACAAUGGGACAGAAACUUACAAGUCAGUCGUCCAAGACCAAAAAGAAAAAAGAUCAGACAUUUUCAGAAAACCAGAUCAUCCACAACUCUCCAGAUAAUAUCGAUGAGCCGAUGAUAAUAGAAUCUUCAUGCGUCAAUUUCAACUUUGUUUUGAAAAAUGUUGCAGAAAUCCCAAGCUUUGUAUGGCAUCUGACUGACGUCCAAAAACUCAAUCUCUCUCAUAACAGAUUGGCUAAACUUCCACCUGCUCUGGGUAAGCUUGAACAAAUAGUUGUAUUGAACUUAAAUGGGAAUAAUAUUGUUUACUUGCCCAGAGAAAUUGGACUUUUGAAGAACCUCAAAGUCUUAUUUGUUAAUAUGAAUUUCUUGUAUGACGUCCCCGAGGAGCUGAGUUUGUGCAGUAAGCUUGAAGUUCUUAGUUUAUCACACAAUUGCAUCUCUGGACUUCCUACCACCUACAGUGACUUAACUAACCUGAGAAAAUUAAAUCUUAGCAAUAACUGGAUAGUGAACAUCCCUGUGAGUGUUUUCCAGAUGAGGAAUUUGAAUUUUCUGCAUUUGGGUUCCAACAAAAUAGAGAAUAUCUCAGACAACAUUAAACAAUUAGAAUGCCUGAAGAUAUUUAUUGUUGAGAAUAAUAAAAUACGAGUUUUACCCCGCUCUAUUUGCUCACUAUCUACUCUUGAACUACUUAAUGCAGAUUUUAAUGUUUUAAAGACACUUCCAGAUGAUCUAUUUAUGUUAAAUAGAUUGUCAAGAAUCGCAUGGAAUCCAGUUGACAAAGGUCUCCAUAUAAUAAAUAAUCCCUUAGGUGAUCCUCUCGCAGAUUUGGCAAGAGGGGGGCUGAGUAUGCUAUUUGAUUACCUAAAAGACAGAAAGAAGAUUAUGUGACAACAAAUAUAUUGUCUGGGAAGGGGAAUGCCCUGGCGAUUUUAUGGGUCACAGCCUUUGUUUGGUUUAGAAGAUGUUCCUCUACCUACUGUAGAAGGUAAUACAUGUAAAAGCU
Molecule: messenger RNA, 1168 nt
Organism: Pelobates fuscus (common spadefoot toad)
Lineage: Eukaryota; Metazoa; Chordata; Amphibia; Anura; Pelobatidae
Gene: LRRC30
Product: leucine rich repeat containing 30
Exons: 2
Coding region: 166-1053 (295 amino acids)
Molecular function (GO): protein binding
Source: RefSeq, a predicted model, not a curated record